AUGGUUAUGGUAGUCGACAAAAUAUUCCAUCUACAACAAACUUCAUCAAUUGGUCUUCCAAAUAAUACUAGUCGACCAACAUUAACCUUAGGUCAAUCAGUUGCUGAUUGUGAUGGUCUUCCACUGCGUACACUUCAAUAUACAUCAAAUAAUGUUAUACAAACUGCUUAUACCUAUGAAACACCUAAUACAUGGAUUCCUAAUCCACAACAAAUUCCAUUACUUCAAACUAAUGAAUCUCCUCAAAUGAACGCUGCAUCUAGUCUUACAUUUGAUUCAAUUCAGCAAGUACCAUCACAAUCACAACAAACAACAUAUAUUCAUCCGAAGACAUACGAAGCAGCUGGUCGUUUUCCUCAACAAUUUCAAUAA
Rotaria socialis is the source of this 372-nucleotide messenger RNA. Lineage: Eukaryota; Metazoa; Rotifera; Eurotatoria; Philodinida; Philodinidae. The record is from the annotation of a GenBank genome assembly.